AUGGAUGGACACAUUGAAGAUACAAUAUUUCAAGAUGACAAAGGCCAUCGCCCGGAGAAGCUGAUCGGCGAUGUCGACAUCUGCCGGGUUGACUUCGCAUACCCAGCGCGGCCCGACGUACUCAUCUUUAGUGGUUUCUCCCUCACCAUCGAGGCCGGCAAGUCGACUGCGCUGGUGGGGCAAAGCGGUUCAGGCAAAUCGACCAUCAUCGGACUCAUAGAGCGAUUCUACGACCCGCUCAAGGGGACGGUGAAGAUCGAUGGCAGGGACGCGAAGUCGUACCAUCUCCGGUCGCUGCGGAAACACAUCGGGCUGGUGGGACAAGAGCCGGUGCUGUUCGCCGGGUCGAUCAGAGAGAACAUAGCGUACGGCAUGGAUGGGCCGACGGAGGGCGAGAUCGAAGACGCGGCGAGGACGGCCAACGCGCACGACUUCAUCAGCGGCCUCAACGACGGCUACGACACGUUCUGCGGGGAGCGAGGGGUGCAGCUGUCGGGCGGGCAGAAGCAGCGGAUCGCGAUCGCAAGGGCGGUGCUGAAGAAUCCGGUCAUACUGCUGCUGGACGAGGCGACGAGCGCCCUGGACAGCCAGUCGGAGAAGGUGGUACAGGCAGCGUUGGAGAGGGUGAUGGCGGGGAGGACGAGCGUGGUGGUGGCGCACAGGCUGAGCACCAUUCGCAACUGUGACCUCAUUGCGGUGAUGGAGAAGGGGGUGGUGGUGGAGAAGGGGACGCAUGCCUCGCUGUUGGCCAAGGGGCCCAAAGGAUCCUACUGUAGCUUGGUUAGCCUGCAACAAGGGAACAAGGACGUAUGA
Molecule: messenger RNA, 813 nt
Organism: Musa acuminata AAA Group (dessert banana)
Lineage: Eukaryota; Viridiplantae; Streptophyta; Magnoliopsida; Zingiberales; Musaceae
Product: putative multidrug resistance protein
Exons: 2
Coding region: 1-813 (270 amino acids)
Biological process (GO): transmembrane transport
Cellular component (GO): membrane
Molecular function (GO): ATP hydrolysis activity; ATP binding; ATPase-coupled transmembrane transporter activity
Source: RefSeq, a predicted model, not a curated record